GAAGUGGAAACCUUCUGUUCAUCUCGGGACAAAUCCCAAAGCAGCCGGACAAUUCGCUCCUCAAAGGCACGUUGGGAGCCACAUUGGGCAUUGACGAGGGAAAGGCCGCGGCCCGCUUGUGUGGACUACAUCUUGUAGGUCAGAUGAAGGCUGCAUGUGCCGGAGACUUGGACAAGGUCAAGCGCGUGGUGAAGGUGGAGGGCUUCGUCAGUUCCACCGCGGAGUUCACAGACCAUCCGCAGGUCGUCAACGGUUGCUCGGAUUUGCUGGUGGAGAUCUUUGGGCCCGAG
Molecule: messenger RNA, 290 nt
Organism: Symbiodinium pilosum
Lineage: Eukaryota; Dinophyceae; Suessiales; Symbiodiniaceae
Source: the annotation of a GenBank genome assembly